AUGGUCUCCACCACCAUCAUUUGCUCUUUGACUCCACGGGUGUCUCUUCCAUCGUUUAUCAUCGGUGGCACUUACGGAGUUGGGGAUGCUUUAAAGUCUUUGGUUACCGAUUUCUCUUCGUCAGUUGUGAUCUUGCAUUGGUGGCGCGGCUCCUGGGUUUUGGGUGGUGUAGUAUUUUCGUAUUCAUUGUCUUAG
Molecule: messenger RNA, 195 nt
Organism: Prunus armeniaca (apricot)
Lineage: Eukaryota; Viridiplantae; Streptophyta; Magnoliopsida; Rosales; Rosaceae
Source: the annotation of a GenBank genome assembly